CAGCACAGUUAUCUUAUCCCGGCUGAUCCCUCCUUCAUCCGUGUGCACUUUGUGUUCCCUCCCACGAUACGGGGACUCAAGUUUGCUUCCCUUCCUGCUCCCCCCUUCCCUUCUCACUCCCCUCCCCAUUCUUCCUUGCUCACCAUCUUUCUCCACCAAGGGUUCUAAUGCUCUCGGAUUGGGCCAUCAUGGUGAAUCUCCGUUCAUUGUUGGGCAGCAAUGAUGGUGCUGGACGGGAUACCACCGAUGACCCGAGGGAGCAUUUAUUGCCUACCCAUCGGGGGGAGCAUCUUCACACUUCGGUACCGGCAAAGAGGUUUGCCAUCUUGCCUUGCUUCUCCCCCCCCUUUCGAGGGUGAACAAACAGCUGACCCGAACUCCCCAACCCAGCGUUACCAAAGUUGCAUUGAGACUUAAAUUCCUGUCUGCCUCCUUCCUCUGCAUAGCAAUUCGAGAAGGUUUCUCUGACAGCCUCUCAGCAUCGAAGCCGCGGUUCCUUGCGAGCUAAAAGAAUCGCACAUCACGCGCCCUCACUCGCAGAUCAUAACCAAGCAAGUGGUUCUUCUUGCACAGGAGGCUGCUGGUGAUGAGGAUAGAGCAUGUGUUGUCUACUGCCUUCUCGUUUGCCUCCGCUGGUUCAAGCGGCAGGCUCGGCUCGAGAUGUACGAUGCGGGCUUGUACUUGCUGAGAGCCGAGGCUUGCCAGGUCAUCUCCAAGCUCAUUAUAGAGGACACCCCGGACAAUGAAUACUUGUUUCAGGAGGUGCUGCUCAAGAGGUACAGCAUUUUGAGGAACGGGCAGGAGAGCGCGCCUGCUAAUGGUUUGUGGAGUCUUCCGUUCGAGAUGGGGACCAGGCUGACUGGUUGCUCCUAGCUGUUGAGCGAGCUGUGGACCUUCAUGCUACCAGAGUCAUUGGGUCUUCGGGUUACCAGAAGGCAGGUAUGUUCUAGCUGCGGGCGAUCUAGCUUGGCUAACAGUCGCAGUGCAUCAAUUAUCUUUGGAGGGGUUGGGUUGCCCAGGAUCUAAAUGAUCCGACCCAAUUCUGUGCCUACAAAGGCAUCGCUGAAAAGGGCUUUUGGGCCCACUUUGAUCAUGACCGCCUCCGUACCCCUAAAUACCAGAAUGCCUUUCAAGUCCUCGUCUCUGUGAUUUACCUGAUCCUGUACACUUUUGCCAUCAAUACCGUUAACCCCACCGGUGAUAUCGAUGUCGGGGAAGCUUGUCUUUACCUUUUCACUGCGGCCUUCGCAGCAGAUGAAAUGACCAAGUUCUGGAAAGUUGGAAGAUUUUACCUUACUUUCUGGAACACCUUCAACUUGACUCUCUACUCUGCUCUUGCAGUCUCUUUUGCGCUUAGGAUUGUUGGAUUCUCCAAAGCUGCUGGCAGUGACGAACGGGGAUAUUGGGAUCUCAUGUCCUACAACUGGUUAGCCUUUGUGGCGCCGAUGUUUUGGGCACGGAUGCUACUAUUCUUGGAUACGAUCAAGUUCUUCGGAGCCAUGCUGGUCGUCUUAAAGGUCAUGAUGAUGGAGAGUUUGAUGUAGGUUUUCUCCUCAUGGGCUGGUGGGAGGGUGGGCUAACAUUAUAGCUUCUUCGCACUUCUCGUGGUCAUUAUCAUUGGGUUCCUCCAAGGGUUCAUUGGCCUGGAUAAUGCGGAUAACAAGAGGGAUACGUCCGUUUUUAUUCUCGAGUCUAUGACAAAGGUCAUCUUGCAGAGCCCCGAGUUUGAAGGGUUUGACAACUUUGCUCGUAAGUGGAUCGGCUCCUCUGUGUUUUUCGUACCUGAAUUAACCUGGGACUCGACUAGACCCAUUUGGGAUCAUCCUCUAUUAUCUAUUCACCUUCGUGGUGAUGGUAAUUCUCCUAAACGUCCUUAUCGCCUUGUACAAUCAAGCGUACACGGACAUCACUGAGAAUGCUGUUGAUGAAUACUUGGCGCUGGUGGGUCACUUCUACAACCCACCCGAGUGCGGGAUCUCUAACUGAUUACCAUAGUUUGCGGGUAAAACGCUUCAAUUCGUUCGCGCGCCGGAUGAGAAUGUGUUCCUUCCCCGUAAGUUGCUUUUUACCGUUUUCCUCUUUGGAUUCGUGAUCUAAUGAUUGCAUGACACAGCGUUCAAUUUGAUUGAGAUAUUCUUCCUGGUUAUACCUUUUGAAUGGUGGAUGGAGAGGAGAAAGUAUCAAAAACUCAAUGACUACGUUAUGACUGCCUUGUACAGUCCUUUUAUGCUACUCAUUGCAUUCCUUGAAUCAAGAGAGGCUAGCCGUGUUUCAAGGAAUAGGGCAAGGGGGGAGGAAGACGAUGACGCCGUCGAAGAAUGGGAAGAAAUGGAGGAGGAGGAUAUCUUGAGUGAGGGGUGGUCUGAAAAGGUUGAAAAAACGGUUCCCAACAUUGAGGAGGAUCCAGCUAUCCUCGAGAUUAAAGGCUUGAGGUCUCAUCUCGAUCAAGUGACUUCUAGUUUGAGGGCGCGUGAUGUUGGUGGCAGCACUGAUGAAUCUCCCUGAUAUAUAGUGGGGAUGGGACAUGAAAAAGGCUUGACGUAGUAUGGAUCAUGAUGUUUGAAAGGUUCCUUAUUCUUUUUUAAACAGAGCAACAUCUGAGUUUUUUUCUCUAUCUUGUUUCUUUAGCUUUCUUAUGGGGAUGUCUGUAAUGUGUUGCGGCACCCUCGAUGAGCGUUGGUGGAAAUGAUCACUCUGCUACUUUAUGAAGCGAAAAUACGGAUAGGAACAAGACCAAUGCUUUAGCGUGACAUUCUAAAUCUGAUGCGCAUACCGGUAAUUUAGAAACCCGCUCCCCAGAACCAACAAACCAAGACAUCGAUCCCCUCUUUCCACUGCCGCCCCACCCCUGCUUGCUUCCCCCAAUAAUCAAUCGAGUCGAAGAUCCGAUCCACGGCCCGCCGAUCCCCAGCCCAAACGUAAACCUCACGUGUGCUCUGCACCCACCGCAUCUCAUGCCGCAUCGCAGUAGCCUACUCGGGUAGUCUGCUCGAGCACUGGUAGGGCGCGGUGGGCGGUGCGCCACCGGGUGAUAUUGUGUUGGAUAAAUGGGAAAAAAAGAAGAAAGGAAAAAAAGAAAAGAAAAAAAAACCUAGCCAUCAUGGUUUAAACUAUACCAGGUUCGGCGCUUUCGUCAAUCAAUCAUUCUAACUCCGCGCUUUUCGGGGGCUAAGUCGGGGGAAAGAAGAAGUAUACCACAGUGGAUAAGGAGAAAAAGGUUGAUAAGAAGAGAAGCAGCGAAAAGGAAGAGGAGGGAAAAAGGGAUAUGGAUGGAUGGAUGGAAAAAUGGAAAAUGGAAAUACGGUGAGAGACUCAAGGCACGGGUUUAUGUACAAGUGAAAAAAGUAAUGUAUAACAGGAUGGUAAGAUGGAAAUGUUAAUUUUUGGUACCCCGUUUUUGUGUCGUUGCGUGCGUUGUAUGAAGUGUAUGAUACCCUCGGUUUUGUGAGAGCGUGAGAGGUGGGUGAAGGUUCGGUAGGUGGGUAGAUGUGUAUGCGAGGGGGCGAUGUGGGUAAUGAGCCAAAGUGAGUAGUAGAGCUCCACCUCUCCCACCUCUCGGAACAAGUCGAAGUACCCCCCUGAAGAAAAGAGGGGGAAGUAAAAAUAAAAAUAAAAAAAAGGUGAAGGUGAUAUCCUCUUUGGUGAACCAACUAACCAAGUAAACAUGCCGUAGCCUACACAGCCUGAACUAAACAAAAACAAACUUUUAUCCCAUCCCCAAACUGCUUAAGCGCCAACCCCCUCCUUAAGCUUAUAGGUCCGCUUAUCCGUCGAUACACUGAGUCUGCGAAGACUGGAAAUGAGCCCCCUCUUGACUUCCUCAUUCCGAACGCGGUUCUUAAACCUGUCCGCAAUGAAUUUCAGCGUUACACCUUCGGGAUUGGAGGAUAGGACUGUGCGGAUUUCAGCAUCUGUUAUGAAAUCUAUUUGCUUGGUGUUAGCGAUCUACUAUCCUUCCGGCCAAAAGAAUUGGGGGGGGUGGAGGUAGGGAUGUGUACCUGGAGGCCCGGGGGGGCCCAUCGCCGCCGGAGCACUUGUAUUACCAGUGCCAGCGGUAGCAGCAGGGGAGCCUGCGCGCGAUGCCCCAGGAGUGCCCUGUCUUGAAGCAGCAGCUGCCGCCGCAGCAGGUGAGAGCGAUCGCCCGCUAGUGGUGACCUUGAUCCUUUGCUUCUUACUUCCUGGCCCGUCUGACGUCUCACCGGAGCGCUCAUCACCACUACGUGCUCCGGCGGGCGCAUCUGCUUUGCGCUUCUUG
Messenger RNA from Tuber aestivum (summer truffle), 4255 nucleotides. Lineage: Eukaryota; Fungi; Ascomycota; Pezizomycetes; Pezizales; Tuberaceae. The record is from the annotation of a GenBank genome assembly.